GCGUAAGUGCGCGAGCCACCGACGGAGUAGUGAUUUGUUUUCAAAGUGGAAGCAGUGUGGUGGAAGUUCUUGUUCUACUAGCGUUGACAUUCAUUGCUUAUCAUCGCAUUUAGUUGUGCCUCUGAACGCCACACCGAUCGAAAACAAUGGAUACUGCGAAGGCAAUGAGCGCUGACAACGGCCAUGUCUUUCCUUCACUCGCCACCGGCUUCAUCCCAAGCGUCGUCGCGUCUGUGUCCAUUGAAGGUUGUGACACCGACAUAUCCAUCAUGGAGUUUACCGACAAACUGUUUAUCGUGAUUUCCCAGUACAAGAAACUGGGCACCCUUGUGCUUGUCACAAAGGAUGCUGCAAACUGUGAUGAUCCCAAGACGCUUGUGUAUACUACGAAGGUGCUGUUCGGAAAGGACGAGGCGGAGGUAGAAGCGGCUGGCAAGAACAUAGCCAAGACAAUCGAGACCUCAAAGACUAUUCUUUUAAGUCUGGCAUUGAAAAAGUUCUCGCCCACCAUUGUACGAAGCAUCGUAUCAGCUGUGGUCACUCACCUUGGCACCUUAAGUUCUACAGCGUGCCAAAAUUCAUGUACUUCGUGAUAGUAGCUAAUCGCUGUCUGUGAAGUUACUUUGUGCUCACUGCAAACGGUGAACAGUACGCAUGGUUAAGGAUACACGCGAAGAGUGUUUUGGAGAGCGUAUGUGACCAACAAAGGAACAGACCAACAAAGACUUCUAAACAUUUUCGCUUGAUCUGCUGUGUAAAAAAGUUUCACUACCUCUGUGCACCACUGAACUUUCAAAAUGUGUGAUUUUUGCUACUUGUACUAUUAGCAUUCUUUGGACAGUUUACAUUGCUAUUGGAAAUAAAAGUUUGUAAUCCGAGUGAUAUUGAAGGAUGCAUGCUUUCUUUGAGCAA
Rhipicephalus microplus (southern cattle tick) is the source of this 912-nucleotide messenger RNA. RefSeq names its product proteasome assembly chaperone 3. NCBI's taxonomy places the organism in Eukaryota, Metazoa, Arthropoda, Arachnida, Ixodida, Ixodidae. Gene Ontology annotation, biological process: proteasome assembly. The record is from RefSeq and is a predicted model, not a curated record.